CAAUUGCCACCACACGUGCGUGUCUGGGAUUCUGUAACUCUGAACACACUGCAUGUCAUCGGAAUGGGGUUUUUUGACCGAGCUGUCACUUGCAUUGCUUUUUCUAAAUCUAACGGAGGAAGUAGCCUGUGCUCCGUGGAUGACUCAAAUGACCACGUGCUUUCUGUAUGGGACUGGCAGAAAGAAGAAAAACUGGCAGAUGUCAAGUGCUCUAAUGAGGCUGUAUUUGCUGCAGAUUUUCACCCUACUGACACAAAUAUAAUAGUUACUUGUGGAAAAUCACAUCUUUAUUUUUGGACACUAGAAGGGAAUUCCCUUAUUAAGAAGCAAGGAUUAUUUGAGAAACAAGAGAAGCCAAAGUUUGUCCUGUGUGUGACCUUUUCUGAAAAUGGUGAUACUAUUACAGGAGACUCAAGCGGAAACAUUUUGGUUUGGGGUAAAGGUACCAACAGAAUAAGCCAUGCAGUUCAAGGGGCACAUGAGGGUGGAAUAUUUGCGCUGUGUAUGCUGCGAGACGGCACGUUAGUGUCAGGAGGAGGAAAAGACCGAAAGCUGAUAUCCUGGAAUGGAAAUUACCAAAAACUUUACAAGACUGAGAUUCCAGAGCAAUUUGGUCCAAUAAGAACAGUAGCAGAGGGAAAACGGGACGUUGUAUUGAUAGGAACCACUAGAAACUUCGUCCUACAGGGCACGCUAUCAGGAGAUUUUUUCCCAAUUACCCAGGGUCACACUGAUGAGCUUUGGGGACUUGCAGUUCAUUCCUCUAAACCUCAGUUCUUCACUUGUGGACAUGACAAGCACAUUACCCUCUGGGAUGCUAGCACUCAUCGUCCUAUCUGGAACAAGAUUAUAGAGGAUCCAGCGCAGUCCUCAGGUUUUCAUCCCUCAGCGUCUGUGGUUGCAGUAGGGACGCUGACCGGCAGGUGGUUUGUGUUUGACACAGAAACAAAAGACUUGGUCACUGUACACACAGAUGGAAACGAACAGCUGUCUGUAAUGCGUUACUCACCAGAUGGAAACUUCUUGGCAAUAGGUUCCCAUGACAACUGUAUCUAUAUAUAUGGCGUAAGCGAAAAUGGAAGAAAGUACACUAGGAUUGGCAAAUGUUCGGGUCAUUCCAGCUUCAUCACUCAUCUGGAUUGGUCUGUUAAUUCACAGUAUCUUGUGUCUAAUUCAGGAGACUAUGAAAUCUUAUACUGGAUCCCCUCUGCUUGUAAGCAAGUCGUGAGUGUUGAAACAACUAGAGACAUAGAAUGGGCCACUUACACCUGUACUUUAGGAUUCCAUGUUUUUGGUGUAUGGCCUGAAGGUUCAGAUGGAACAGAUAUCAAUGCUGUCUGUCGAUCACAUGGGAGGAAGCUGCUAUCAACGGGGGAUGAUUUUGGCAAAGUACAUCUCUUCUCCUAUCCGUGUUCGCAGUUUAGGGCUCCAAGCCACGUGUACGGUGGACACAGCAGUCAUGUGACUAAUGUAGAUUUUCUCUGUGAGGACACCCAUCUCAUCUCCACCGGCGGAAAAGACACGAGCAUCAUGCAGUGGCGAGUCAUUUAAAGGAAACGUCCGUGUGCGCACUUGCGUCGACUGUGCACAGAACUUGUGUAUAAACUGUAUAUUUAAACCUUAACAGUAUGGUUGCAGUUUAGCCUGGUCACUGUGAUUUUUGUUUAAAAAAGAAUUCUUACAAACCUCAGGAAAAUGAAGCCCUGUGCUGGUUACCUUCCUCAGUCUGGCGGUUGGUUUUGUUGUCGUCGUGUCACACCUUACGAGCGGGCGUCGUCUCUUCCGUUGUACAACACACAGUACGAGUUUAAGGAAUGUGGCUUGACAGUUUGC
Eurypyga helias (sunbittern) is the source of this 1833-nucleotide messenger RNA. RefSeq names its product echinoderm microtubule associated protein like 1 (gene EML1). NCBI's taxonomy places the organism in Eukaryota, Metazoa, Chordata, Aves, Eurypygiformes, Eurypygidae. The transcript is spliced from 14 exons. The record is from RefSeq and is a predicted model, not a curated record. Gene Ontology annotation, biological process: microtubule cytoskeleton organization. Gene Ontology annotation, cellular component: mitotic spindle. Gene Ontology annotation, molecular function: microtubule binding. The annotation marks the transcript as partial.